Messenger RNA from Quercus lobata, 3414 nucleotides. RefSeq names its product GATA transcription factor 26 (gene GATA26). The coding region runs from base 1465 to 3105 and encodes 546 amino acids. Gene Ontology annotation, molecular function: sequence-specific DNA binding; zinc ion binding. Gene Ontology annotation, biological process: regulation of DNA-templated transcription. The transcript is spliced from 8 exons. NCBI's taxonomy places the organism in Eukaryota, Viridiplantae, Streptophyta, Magnoliopsida, Fagales, Fagaceae. The record is from RefSeq and is a predicted model, not a curated record.
UUGUUCUGUUUGCAUAUUCCAGAACCACAAGUAUUCUUGUUUUCAGUUUGAGUUUGUUCAUGAAUUUAUUUUUUCAUUUUUGAUUGUUUCCUUAACUCUGUACUUUUUUAUCUCUUUGUUGGGGUUUCUCUCCUUUGACUGUCUUUCAAGUUUAAACUAAAUCACCUGUUCAAAAUUGAUUUUUGAGUCUGUUGAAUACUGGGUAGUUACAGAGUCUACACGUUACUUGUAGUGCUUUCCCAUUGCUCUCUAGGUGUUCGUGAACUAAAAUACCAAGUCAAACUGUAGUUUCUGUUGGUGUUUUUGCUAACUUAAGGAUUCAACUCACAAAAAUGUUCCCUUUUUAUGAUACCCGUGUGUCAUUUCCUUUUUGCCUUGGACUAUGUUAAUGAUAGGUUUCUUCCUGGUGUUCCUUCUAAACCAUUUCUUGCUGUUUGUCAUUGGAGUGUGUUUGUGCUACCAUUCUCUCAAACUUCACUGGUCAUGGUUACUCUAAAGGCUCAUGGUUUUAAUAAGAACUACUCCUAAAAAAACCUACUUCUUUUCAAUGUGGAGCUUUUGUUCCAACUCACAUUUUCAUUUUCAUUAGGAUGGAAAUUGUUCUGAAGCUUAAACUGUUCCUUUAUAAUUGCAAAAGAGUUUGGUUUGUUAUCACAAAACUUAGUGUCAAGUACAUUAUUUUGGGUGCUCACUCAACAUUGAAGAUGUUCUUACCUAUUUUCCACAACUUCAAUAGCUCAAGUCAGCUCAACAAGUUCAAUUUUAAUCAUUUGAGUUAGUACUACAAGUAUUCCUUUUGCUUAUGAGUCUGUUGAAUAGAAGUAGAACAAAGAGGGUAAAAGCUUAUUCACAUUACCAAUCAUUGUUACCUUCUAGUCUGCGCUUCAACCGUUUGAGCUUAAUGUUAAAGUGACUCGAAGAUUUAACAAUGCUUAAUUGGUUUUGGGAAUUGCCAAUGACCUUUAAGUCAAAUGGCAUUUCCUGGUGUUUCAAACUGAGCAAUUAAGUGUUCCAACCCCCUUCCCCACUUACAAUGUAUCAAAAAUUGGUUUUGGGAACUACUUCUGACAAAUGGUGCUGUUAUGAGCAAAACCUCAAGAGCAAUCCAAUUCGUUUUGAUUUGUUUGUUACUCAGUUAGUGCCCCUUGUCUCAGUCAUUUGUUAAUGGGUUAGAGUUCACCUGUUAUAUCAAAAAGAAAGUCCUAUCUUCUUGUCUAGUCCAUCUAGACUUAUGCCACGGAUUCCAUCCCGUAUUUCUUCCUGCAUUAAGAGAAGUCCAUAUAGACUUAUCCCACGGAUUCCAUCCCAUGUUUCUUCCCGCAUAAAGAGAAUUAUAGUAGUACCUAUCAUCCUAGGUUACAUUGGGAGAAGUGGCAACCUGGGUUUACAUUUUUAAGUAUGGAUGGGAAACUAUUGUUUUUUGAAAGGAAAUGAAGCAAUGAACUAACGAUCUAAAUCCGGCACAUGCUAGAAAAAGGUACUUGCAAACCUGACAAAUCAUUAGUUGCAGGCACUCCUCUUUGGCGCAAUGGUCCUCCUGAUAAGCCAGUCUUGUGCAAUGCAUGUGGGUCUCGGUGGAGGACAAAGGGAACACUCGCAAAUUAUACCCCUCUACAUGCACGGGCGGAACCUGAUGAUUAUGAGGAUCACAGGUAUUCCAGGGUGAAAAGUAUAUCAGUAAAUAAGAACAAAGAAGUGAAACUGCUCAAAAGAAAGCAAAAUAGUGAUAAUAUGAUGGUUGGAGGGGGUGCCCCCGAUUACAACCAGGGUUUUCGUAAGGUGAUAGAUGAAGAUACAAGUAAUAGAUCAAGUUCUGGCUCGGCCAUUUCUAACUCGGAGAGCUGUGCACAAUUUGGCAGUGCAGAUGCAAGUGAUUUGACAGGUCCAGCUCAGUCAAUGGUGUGGGACUCAAUGGUGCCUUCUAGAAAGAGGACCUGUGUGAGUCGUCCAAAGCAAUCUCCAGUUGAGAAGCUUACAAAAGAUCUUUUUACAAUUUUACAUGAACAACAGUCUUCAUAUUUCUCUGCAUCUUCUGAAGAUGAUCUGCUUUUUGAGAGUGAAACACCAAUGGUCUCUGUUGAGAUAGGACAUGGAAGUGUUCUCAUUAGGCAUCCCAGCUCAAUAGCUCGAGAAGAGGAAUCUGAAGCUAGCUCACUUUCGGUUGAGAACAAACAAUUUCCAUCUAAUGAGGCUUAUUCCCACUAUUCAAUCACUUCUGUACAUAAUGGCAGCAAAGGUGUCAAUUUCCCAAGUCCUGGGGUUGAAAAAAUUAAGAAUCAUGCUGGACAAGGGAUGCAACCAGAGCAUCUUAAAAGGGACAAGUCUCAGAAUGAAAACCUACAAAUCCUGGCCAGCCGUAAUUCACCACUGUGUAAUAUAGAUUUGAAUGAUGUUCUAAACUUUGAGGAGUUAAUGAGAAACUUGACAAAUGAAGAGCAACAGCAAUUGCUGAAGUAUUUAUCUCCAGUUGACACUCUUAAAGUUCCUGAUAGCCUCAAAAGCACUUUUGAUAGCCCUCAAUUCAAGGAGAACUUAAUUUACUUUCAGCAAUUGCUUGUGGAAGGGGUAUUUGACAACUCCUUCUCAGGAGCAAAAUCUGAAGACUGCAAGAAUUUGAAAAGGCUUGCAAUAUGCAAUUCAUCGAAGUGCAAAUGGGUUGAAAGCUAUCAUCUACUUAAGCUGCAGAAAUAUAAAAAUAGUUCUGGAGGAUCCGUUUUAGGACCCAAUGCAACUGCCUCAAGUAAUUUCAUAAAUGUCAAGAGAUUUCAUGACAGCCAAAGCCAAAAUCUUCCAGAAGUGAAGACUGCAAUGAAGUGCCCAAAAAGGAUGAUUGUGAAGGCUAGCUAUGAGAACAAGGAACUUAUAGACAAUGAUAGUUCUUGCUUUAGUCCAAGAAGCCUAUUUGCUUUGCCAACUGAAGGUAGCUCCCUCAUGUUGGAUUCUUUCAAUUUUGUAGAAGAAAAUUCUGAUCAGGACCUGCUGCUGGAUGUGCCAUCCAAUGGCUCUUUCCCACAGGCAGAGCUCCUUCACCCAUCUUUAAGUUUUGAUGGCCAACAGGCAAGCACUAGUAGUAGUUCAAUAUACCCACAUCUUGUCCGCCGCUGACAAUGUAAACGGUUUCUAAUCACUAGGGCUAUAUUGUAGGUAUGCCUUUGAAACCUGUGACUUGGAUUCACAUAUUUUGAAUGGUAAACGGGAAGUCUGUGAAUGAGGUUUGCUGGUUGCUCCUUAUUUCUUUUAUCCUUUUUGAACUCGGAAUAGUAAGGGUUGAAUUUUGUGGGCUUUUUGUAUAGGUUACAACAGAUUGUAAUAUAUAGCUCAUAAUACGGAACUGGUAAUUCCAGAGUUUUGUAUGCAAUUUUUAGUUUUUGUCUUGCAUAGUAACUUAAAGAUACCUAUUGUAGGGUUGCUUUA